Molecule: messenger RNA, 1164 nt
Organism: Scleropages formosus (Asian bonytongue)
Lineage: Eukaryota; Metazoa; Chordata; Actinopteri; Osteoglossiformes; Osteoglossidae
Gene: mrpl58
Product: mitochondrial ribosomal protein L58
Exons: 6
Coding region: 5-598 (197 amino acids)
Biological process (GO): mitochondrial translational termination
Cellular component (GO): mitochondrial large ribosomal subunit
Molecular function (GO): peptidyl-tRNA hydrolase activity; translation release factor activity, codon nonspecific
Source: RefSeq, a predicted model, not a curated record
CAAAAUGGCGGCUGCUCUCGUAAAGGCGGCGCGGCCUGUGUUUGCCUGCGCGCGGAGAAAUGCCUUUCCUUCGCUGAGCGCCUGUUUCACAACACAUGGGGGAGGUGUCAGCAGGUUCAAACGUUUGGUUUGCCUGAGUUUUAAAUACAGCAGCAAGGCUGAGGAUUGUAAACGGGGCGGACAGAUUUGUAUUCCUAUGGGUCGCCUGAGCGUCACCUACAGUCGGAGCAGCGGAGCGGGCGGUCAGCACGUGAACAAAGUGAACACAAAAGUAGAAGUCCGGUUUCACGUACAAACCGCCGACUGGAUUCCGGAGGAAGUCAGGAACAAAAUCCUUUCUCAGAAUGAAAAUCGCAUCAACAAAGCAGGAGAGUUGAUGGUUACAUCAGAGGCGAGUCGAAGUCAGCAGCGGAACCUGAGUGACUGUUUGCAGAAGAUCUCCGACAUCAUUGCGGAGGCGAGCCGGAGACCACGCGAGCCCACCGCGGAAGAUCUCGCCCUCAGGAAAUCAAGGCUGGAGUACUGGAACAAGGAGAGGCUCAAACAGAAGAAGAUCCAUUCAGCACUGAAGCAGAGCAGGAAGGUGGAUUUUGACUGAGAGGAACAGAAUUUCUAUGGAGCGCACUACCUCAUUUUAUGCCUUAAUAUGGACCUCCUGACCAUAUUCAGUGUUUGCUGGAAAACAUGACAUGGGACAUUGUAAAAUUUGCAAUCAUAAGAUUACACAAGAAGGUAGAAGGGUGCUGUUAUUUAACAGGUCAGAGUAACUACAGGUGCUCUUCGCAGUAGUAAUUAAAAGAAUUAAAGCUUGAAUUCACUGGUUUAGAAUCGGUCUCGCGAUGGAAUUAAACGUGGCAGACCAUAUUUGACAAUUUGCUAAAAUGGAAAGUGAAAGCUGUUCUCUUUGUGUGUAAAUAUAUAAGCAUCAGUGCUGUAUUCACUAUUUGUAUAUGCUCUGUAUCAGUUAUAAAUAUUUAAAAAAUAUGUUGUCUGUUGUUUUUUCUAAGGAGAAUGGUGCACUAGUUCGUGUGUUUUACUCACUUCCUAUUCAUAAAGGCUUGUCCAGUGCAUGGCGCAGCGGUCCGGAAAUUAUCUUGGGGCUUGAGGAAAGACGCACCCGGGGGCAAGACUCCAACCCCUUGCAGGACGAUCACACACAUUCAA